Molecule: messenger RNA, 1530 nt
Organism: Formica exsecta
Lineage: Eukaryota; Metazoa; Arthropoda; Insecta; Hymenoptera; Formicidae
Gene: dmrt99B
Product: doublesex- and mab-3-related transcription factor A2
Exons: 6
Coding region: 1-1530 (509 amino acids)
Biological process (GO): sex differentiation; regulation of transcription by RNA polymerase II
Cellular component (GO): nucleus
Molecular function (GO): protein binding; RNA polymerase II cis-regulatory region sequence-specific DNA binding; DNA-binding transcription factor activity, RNA polymerase II-specific
Source: RefSeq, a predicted model, not a curated record
AUGUCGCUUCCCCGCGGCGUCGGCCUCGGCGUCGACGUCGGCCAACUGAUGCAGCACCAGCAGCAGCAACAGCAGCAUCACGUGCUGCCGGCCGCGUUCUUCCUGCGCGCCAGUGCCGAGAGAUAUCAGCGGACCCCCAAGUGCGCGCGCUGUCGUAAUCACGGGGUUGUGUCCGCCCUCAAGGGGCACAAGCGUUAUUGCCGAUGGCGGGAUUGCGUGUGUGCCAAGUGCACCCUCAUCGCCGAGAGGCAACGCGUCAUGGCUGCUCAGGUCGCGCUGAGACGGCAGCAGGCCCAGGAGGAGAGCGAGGCGCGCGAGCUGGGCCUGCAAUUGCAAUACAAUACCGGCAGCUGCACCACCGCUCCCGUUCUACCGGCGGCCGCCGGCGCGACGCCAGCUGGUAGCCCGCCCCCGCACCCGGCUCACGUAGCGAGUCCGGCGGGCCUCGCGAUACCCGCGGCGGCCCCCAAGAUCGAGAAGAGCGACCCCGUCGUUGGAUCGAAGCGAUCCAGAGUCUCCGAGAGCACGACGGCAACGAUCCUGUCGACAAGUGAUAUCGGUAACGAGGACGAUCGUGAUUCCGAUUCCGGUGGCGAGCUGCGAGUCGAUCAUUCAUUAGUGGUGCCGACUUCGUCGGGGAUACCGGAAUCCGGCGAGGCGACGCUGAGGAAGCGCACUAGCAGUCUCAACGAUUCCGAGGACGGCAGCCCCGAACCGGGCUCGCAGAGCCCGACGCACACGCCGCCCUUGACGCCGGCCUUGACGCCGCAGAGGGAGGACACCCCGGCGCCGGAGAACCUUAGCCUACGCAAGAGCGACAGUCCCCCGCAACAGACGCAGCAGACUUCCCUACAACCGGUGGAUCUGGUGCAGCCUAGGCCAAGUCCCCCGCUUCCCCCGUUAGCUGCCGCGGCGACGGUGCACUUUCCUCCGUACGCGCCUCUUUACGGACCGACGGCGAGCCCGCUGGCGUAUUGCACGCCGGCGCUCUAUCAGCAUCAGCACCACCAUCACAUACCCGAGCCGCGAGAGAUUCAGAUGCAGAUGCAGAUGCAGAGUCUCCAGCAGACCUGCGGAUUGCAACUGCAGCAACAGCAGCAGCAGCAACAACAGCAACAACGUUCGCCGGUGGACGUCCUGCUGCGGGUGUUCCCCGGAAGACGUCGCGGUGACGUCGAAGCGCUUCUCCAUCGUUGCAAAGGCGACGUGGUAUCAGCCAUGGAGGUGCUGGUCUGCGAGGACAGCCUGCAGCCCAAAUCGGCAUUCUCGCCGCUGGCGGGCGCCCUGGCGUCGGCGGCCGCGGCCUCCGCCGCAUCCGUCUCGGCGUACGCGACCCGGGCCGCUUACUGCACGACCCCGAUACCGUCGACGCGGCACCGCUUCCUGGCCGCGCCGUACACCGGCACCGGUUACCUGCCCACCGUCAUCAAGCCGCCGAACCAGAGCCUGCACGCCAACGGCACCGCCGGGGACGCCUACCGGGAGACCAGUCCCGACGACGCCAGCGACAAGACCAGCUACUCCGAGUGA